This is a messenger RNA of Homarus americanus (American lobster), 2697 nucleotides long. RefSeq names its product putative per-hexamer repeat protein 5. The coding region runs from base 1 to 768 and encodes 255 amino acids. The record is from RefSeq and is a predicted model, not a curated record. Lineage: Eukaryota; Metazoa; Arthropoda; Malacostraca; Decapoda; Nephropidae. The transcript has 16 exons.
AUGGAGCCUUGUACAAAUGAAGUCUCAGCCUCAGAUACCACACCUGCCGGAGGUACAAAUGAAGUCUCAGCCUCAGAUACCACACCUGCCGGAGAUACAACAACAACAACAAGAACUACAACCACAACUGCUGAGUCUACUGGAAGUACAAAUGAAGUCUCAGCCUCAGAUACCACACCUGCCGGAGAUACAACAACAACAACAAGAACUACAACCACAACUGCUGAGUCUACUGGAAGUACAAAUGAAGUCUCAGCCUCAGAUACCACACCUGCCGGAGGUACCAAUGCAGGAGGCUCAGAUUCUACAGCUGGCACAGGUACAGGUACAGGUGAUAACACAAAUACAGCAACUACCGUAGGUACCGGGACAGACGGAGGUACAAUCACUACAACUGACACAAGUACCGGUACAGGUGAUAACACAAAUACAGCAACUACCGUAGGUACCGGGACAGACGGAGAUACAAACACUACAACUGACACAAGUACCGCUACGGCCGAGGACAUCGCCACAGGAACUAACACCGGUACAGGAGCUAACGCCGGUACAGGAACAAAUACCGGUAACGUAGUGGCAGUUGACAAUGAGGAUAUCACCACAGGGAAACUGCCGGAUGAGCUGAGAGAGAACUUUGUGGUGAGAAAGCAGUCGACUCAAUUCUUCUCAGUAACUAUCCCUUCCUUCUGCGCUCUCAUCGCCGCCAUCGUGAUCUGUAUGUGUGCUACGCGAUCCGACUCCGUCCUCUGUUCCAUCUGUAGCAACUAAUACUGUACUGAUCCCACCGUCUCCCUCACCCUAUCCCAUGUCCUCCCUAUCCCAUCAAAAAACCUUCACGGACAGCCAGCAACCCAUCCACCCAGACAACUUACAACGAAGUAGAAAUAUCCAGCUGAAAAACACAGAAUCAUAUAUACACAGUCACAAACAACAACCUGAAGAACGAAAUGUAAACAGAGAAGUUAUCAUCUCACUUUGAAAGAAAGAUUCAGGAGAGAAAACAUCAACAUAACAUUGACUUACUUUCACUUAACAACCAGCAGUCAAUCGCGUGCUAGAAAGGACGCCACUUGGUGAAUUAGUCAAGGUGGCCACAGUGAAGGUCUUUAUUGAGCUGUGUUGAUUACCAUAUAACUUUAGAAAUUUACACAAAAAUAACAAAUCUAGACUCAAAAUGUGAUGAGGAGAAAAUCGAUGACAAAAAUGUCUUGAAAAUUAAUAAGUUGGAGGAUUCUAAAACGACACACCAACAACUUCUAUCAAAACAAAAUCAUAUCAGUAGCGAAAUUAUAAUUAAUUAAUGUUUUGUCUUUAUUCCGUGUCUUAAAAAGAUCGUUUAACUAUAGAUGAUUGAAGUGUCAAAAAAGAACUUAGGAUUUCAAGGCAAGAAUUAACUUAUCUUAAAUAUUGGAAGUAAUUGGAAAUAAAUAAAUUAGACACUUAUUUGACAAUGUACAGAGUGGAGAACGUUCACUUGACUUCCCCACAUCUGUAUUAACAUGUGAUAAACAUUUGUUUCCCUUUUACGUUUAGAUGAUGAUAUGCACAGUUAGGUGAUGACGAGAUUUCUUAAUUAUCUAUAUAUUCUUUUCUUAUACACUACUAUUAAUGGGAGAACUCUGUGGAGAACCAGUAACAGAAGCUCAGCGGGAAUAAGACUUUAUAAAACUGUAGAACGCCAAUAACAACAGCUUAGACAUCGGGAAUAUUCGUAUUGAGAAGAUCAACAAAAAGAUCAGAGAACGAGAAUAUUCAUGUUGAGAAGACUAAAAGAAAGUUACACAACAGGAAUAUUCCUGUUUACAAGAAUGUGUGGAACGCCAGUAACAGAUCAGACAAUAGGAAUAUUCCUGUUUAUAACAAUUUACAACACUGCAGAACGCCAAUAACUAGAACUCAAUCAACGGGAAUAUUCCAAUUUACACGACUGGGAGCGCUGUGGAGUGUUUAGUGGACGCUGUCAAGUGUUCAGUGGACGCAAUGGGGAGUAUAAGGCUAAGCCCAUCUUGAGGAACCUCGUCUGGGAAAGUAACUUGAUGGACGAAAGGAGGAAAAUUUGACCCUCUUUUGCUUGACCUAAUUGAUGACAUCAGUCGUGACCUGAUUGAUUGGCGAAAUAAUAUCCUGGUGACUUAUAGAGCUGCUUCUCCCUAUAAAACCAGUAAUAUCUCACUUUUACUGUACAACCCCUCCCUUACAUGUUCAACACUCUAAUUUUAUGUUCAAUAUUCAAAGUGUAUUCGUGACAUAUAUUCAUUAUUUACAAAUGAACACUGAGGCUAUUUUAGGGGCUAUCAUUUAAGCACACUUUUUAUUUAGUUAAAAAAAUAAAUGUUUUUAGUGGUGGACUGAAUAAUGCUUCUGUUCAGUGGCGAUUUAAAAAUGUACAAAAGGUUAUUAAGUGAAUGUUUUAGCAAGUCUUGAUAUUGUUUCACUUGAAGCUUCAGUCAGGUAUUGUGUGGAACGCCAGACUCACAGACAGACAUUUCUAUUGUAAGACUUCUGCUUCAAGCGCUAACAAUAUAAAAAUAAGAAAGUUAUAUACUGUAUACUCAGUGUUCGCUUAAUGUACCUGAAGAUUCGUACUUUAAGAAGAUGUUCGUUAACUGGAUGUACAUUUAGCGAACACUGAAUACAAAGAAAAAUAUUUAUAUUUGGUGUUAAAUAUAUUGGGACUCAAAAAAAUAAACUAUUAUA